AUGUCAGCCACUACUGCCAGAGAAGAAGGAGAUACGGCAGGAGAGGAAGUCCAUGGUCCUCUACCAGUGGCCAGACUUGAGCAAUUCGGAGUGAGCGCUACGGAUAUCAAGAAAUUAGUAGAAGCUGGAUUUCAUACCGUUGAAGCUGUAGCCUUCACGCCCAAGAAAACUUUGUUGACCAUAAAGGGCAUCUCGGAGGCAAAAGCUGACAAGAUCUUGGCUGAAGCCUCGAAACUCGUUCCUAUGGGAUUCACCACUGCCACCGAAUUUCAUCAACGACGAAGUGAAAUCAUCACAAUCACAACCGGUUCAAAGGAAUUGGACAAGUUGCUGGGUGGUGGUGGAAUCGAAACUGGCGGAAUCACUGAAAUAUUUGGCGAAUUUCGAACUGGAAAGACUCAGAUCUGUCAUACUCUUGCAGUCACUUGCCAGCUACCAAUUGAUAUGGGCGGUGGUGAAGGGAAAUGCUUGUACAUUGACACGGAAGGCACAUUCAGGCCAGAACGAUUGUUGGCUUGCGCAGAGAGAUACGGAAUGAAUGGUGAAGAAGUUCUCGACAAUGUUGCUUAUGCACGUGCAUACAACUCAGAUCAUCAAACAAAUCUACUCAUCCAAGCAUCUGCUAUGAUGGCCGAACAGAGAUUCUCAUUACUCAUUGUGGACUCUGCCACUGCCUUGUAUCGAACAGACUUUUCUGGUCGUGGAGAACUCUCAGCUCGUCAAAUGCACUUGGCACGCUUUUUGCGGACUUUGCUGCGUCUCGCAGACGAGUUUGGAGUUGCAGUGGUGAUCACAAACCAAGUCGUUGCUCAAGUUGAUGGAGGGGCAGCCAUGUUCAAUGCCGAUCCAAAGAAACCUAUCGGAGGCAAUAUUAUGGCUCAUGCUUCUACUACACGAUUGUAUCUACGAAAGGGUCGUGGUGACACUCGUAUUUGCAAAAUUUAUGAUUCUCCUUGUCUCCCAGAGUCAGAAGCGGUCUUUGGAAUCCUUGCAAAUGGUAUCGGUGACGCAACAGAAUAA
Messenger RNA from Synchytrium microbalum, 1020 nucleotides. RefSeq lists its product as uncharacterized. Gene Ontology annotation, molecular function: DNA strand exchange activity; ATP hydrolysis activity; ATP binding. The record is from RefSeq and is a predicted model, not a curated record. The coding region runs from base 1 to 1020 and encodes 339 amino acids. The transcript has 9 exons. Gene Ontology annotation, cellular component: condensed nuclear chromosome. Lineage: Eukaryota; Fungi; Chytridiomycota; Chytridiomycetes; Synchytriales; Synchytriaceae. Gene Ontology annotation, biological process: double-strand break repair via homologous recombination; chromosome organization involved in meiotic cell cycle; mitotic recombination.